Fraxinus pennsylvanica is the source of this 1425-nucleotide messenger RNA. NCBI's taxonomy places the organism in Eukaryota, Viridiplantae, Streptophyta, Magnoliopsida, Lamiales, Oleaceae. The record is from the annotation of a GenBank genome assembly.
AUGGGGUCUGAGCAGACUCGUUUUCUGCAGCCUCAGCAACCACCAGCACCUCGGUGCAAGAGAUGGGCAGGAUGUUGGGGUGUAUUAACGUGUUUGAGGAAACAAAAAGGUGGAAAGCGUAUUGUGCCGGCAUCUCGCAUGCCUGAGGCCAAUGCUUUUACAAAUCAGGCAACUGGACAACAGGCUGGCGGGUUGCCUAAUCAGACUACUGGAUUGGCCCUAUCUCUUAUAGCCCCACCAUCUUCACCUGCAUCCUUCUCGAAUUCGGCACUUCCAUCGAUAGCUCAGUCACCAAGCUGUUUCUUGUCUGCCAAUUCACCGGGAGGUCCUCCAUCUAAUAUGUAUGUCACGGGUCCAUAUGCCCACGAGACGCAGCUGGUAUCUCCUCCUGUUUUCUCGACUUUCACAACAGAGCCCUCUACAGCUCCUUUGACUCCACCACCGGAACAGGCACAUUUAACUACUCCCUCUUCUCCAGACGUACCUUAUGCCCAUUUCUUUUCAUCAGCCAUCAAUCUCAAAAGCACCAAUAAGAACAAUUAUAUGGCUGGUAAUGAUCUUCAAGCAACAUAUUCUCUCUAUCCUGGUAGUCCUGCAAGUACUCUCAGAUCACCUGUUUCAAGAAUGUCUAGUGACAACUUAUCAUCUUUUCCUGAACGGGAGUUUCGCCGUCAAUGGGAUCCUUCCAUGUCUUCACGAGAAACUAAUCUCACAAAUUCUGAUUCAUCCGUGUUACUUGGGCUUCAACCAGCAGGUGCCUCCAAGUUGCGUCAAGAUUCCAAUUUCUUCUGCCCCGAGACAUUUGCUCAGUUUUACUUGGAUCAGUCUUCAUUUUCUCAUGCUGGUGGUAGGCUCAGUAUUUCCAAAGAGUCUGAUGCUUACUCAAAUGUUGGAAAUGGGUAUCAGAAUAGGCAGAACAAAACGUGCAAAACAGAUGUUGAGGAAAUAGAAGCUUACAGAGCAUCGUUCGGUUUCAGUGCAGAUGAAAUCAUUACUACAACUCAGUAUGUGGAGAUUUCUGAUGUAUCAGAGGACUCCUUCAGUAUGACGCCUUUUACCUCCAAUAAACCAGUUGAAGAGGAACAUUAUAUAACUGCACCAGCAGUAGAUGGAGCAAAAAUGGAGAAAACACAAGAGUUUUCAAAUCCACAAUAUGGUAAAGCACGACUGAAUCAUGCUGAAGGGACGCCCUCUGGAAUGCCAGGUUUAUGCGACAGACUUAAAGAUCAAGUACCACUUCGUCAUCUUGUCGAUGUUUCUGGACGUACUCCCGGUAACCACAUUCUAAGUGAUGAUGACUGUGUAUUCUCCAAGUCGGGAUCUACAAGAAAUGGCAGAAAAUAUAAUUUCUGCACGUCAAAUUCUGAUGCAGAAAUCGAGUAUAGGAGAGGGCGAAGCUUGAGGGAAGGGCGAAGCCUGCGAUAA